AUGAGCCGCCGCACCUCCCGCCGGCCGCGCUUCGGCUCGGUCAGCCACAUGCACGAGGCGGGCGGCGGCGCGGGCAGCGUGCGCGAGGACAUCCAGGCGCUCGACUACGACAUCGACGAGUCGACGCUCUUCCACCAGGAGCUACUGCGGCAGCCGCUCGAGUACCGGCGGCGGCUCAACCUGUACCGGUGGCUCAUCUGCGGCGCCGUCGGCUGCGGCACCGGCGUCCUCGCCUUUGCCAUCGACUGCAUCUGCGAGCAGCUCUUCGACGUCAAGUUCUCGGUCGCGGCGCACGCGAUGACGCACGCGCUGAGGGGCUCGGGGAGCUCGGCGGCCGCGUGGGUGGCCGGGCUGGCGACGAUGAGCGCGAUCAACCUGCUCUUCGUCUCGGUCGCCGUCGGCCUCGUCGUCUGCGUCUCUCCCGUCGCGGGCGGCUCCGGCAUCCCGGAGGUCAAGGCGUACCUUCAGGGCGUCAAGGUGCCGCGGAUGCUGCGCUUCGACGCGCUGCUCGCAAAGUCGGUGGGCGUGCUGUGCGCGGUGGCGAGCGGGCUCGUCGUCGGCAAGGAGGGCCCGAUGAUCCACAUCGGCGCCAUCAUCGCCGCCGGAGUCUCGCAAGGGUCCUCAAAGAGCCUCAACGUGCGCACGAUGUGGCUCAAGUCCUUCCGCAACGACCACGACAAGCGCGACUUCGUCUCGGCCGGAGCCGCCGCCGGCGUCGCAGCCGCGUUCGGCGCUCCAAACAGAGGGGCGGAGGCACGAGCACGGCUCAUCCACACCAUCUGUGCAUGCGUUUGGCGAACCUUCUUCUGCGCGCUCUGCUCGACCUUCACGCUCAACAUCCUCCUCUCCUCGCGCCGGACGGACCACUUCGGCGCCCUCUCCCACCCCGGCCUCAUCACCUUCGGCGCCCCGCCUCCGCUCCAAAGCAGCGCCUUCCUCCCCUCCGACUCGGACUGGGACCUGCGCGAGCUGCCCAUCUUCGUCGGCCUCGGCGUCGCGGGCGGGCUGGUGCUCGCCGUGACGCUGCUCACGACAUUCUUCGCCUUCUCGUUGCCGCUGCUGCUGCCGUGCGCCGACCACUUUGCGACGCGAAACAGCACUUCGCAUAGCGAGGCGCCGUGGCGGCCCGAGGCGCCAUUCGAGGAGCCGACGCCCCGCUCGCCCCUGCACUCGCGCACACGGGGGCCUGGCCAGGCACUUGCUCCGAACCUCGCUCCAGGCGCCAAACCCGCUCGCGUACUCACCUACGGCCUCCCCGUCCCGUCCGGCCUCUUUGUGCCGGCCAUCAUGGCGGGCGGCGCCACCGGCCGCCUCUUUGGCGAGCUGCUCUCCAUCUACGCGCCCGGCUACUCGACCAGCCCGCCCGGCAAUUUUGCGCUGAUUGGCGCCGCCGCGGUGCUGGGUGGCGUCUGCCGCAUGACCAUCUCGAUCACCGUCAUCGUGGUUGAGUGCACGACGAACAUCUCGUACUUGCUGCCGAUCGCGCUCACCAUCAUGAGGCGCCCGAUGCGGAGGCCCCUCUUCACACGCGCAGCUGUGAGCAGGCACAUCAGGCUCAAGCGCUACCCGAUGCUGCCCGAGGAGCCGCCGCACGAGCGCGAGCGGCUGCAGGCCAAGCACGUGAUGGCCACCUCCAUCAAGUCCGUGUGCGACGUCGAGCGGGUGGGCAAGAUCAUCGACCUCCUCAACACCACCACGCACCACGGCUUCCCCGUCAUCGCCUCCUCGCAGCUCCAGCGCGCCCGCCCGGCCGACGGCAACCAAGGCACGCCCUUCCAGCGCAAGCCGCGCGUGCUCGGCAUCGUGCUGCGCGAGCAGCUCGUCACCAUCCUCGCCAAGCUCAAGGCGCACAACUGGCGCGCCCCCUCGCCCGGCCCCGACCCGCACGCCCUCGCCGCCGACGACUUCCUGCGGCCGUGGUUCAACGAGGCCGUCUCUGCCGACUCGGUCCGCAUGUCUGCCGACGAGCUCGAGCGGCGGAUCGACCUGCGGCCGUACAUCAACGAGGCGGCCGUCGUCACGGCGCAGAACUCGUCGCUCCGCCGCGUGUCGGCGCUCUUCCGCUCGCUCGGCUUGCGCCACCUGCUCGUGGUGGAGAGCUGCCCCACAAUCGUGGGCGUCGUCACGCGCAAGGACCUGCUCAUGGGCGGCGAGGAGUUCCUGCUGCCGGGCGGCGACUGCUGGCGCGACGACGAGGCGGAGGAGGACGUGCCCGCCCUCCACCGCGCGCCCGCCUCGUCGCCCGCGCGCCUGUGGCACUCGGCCUUGAGCCGCAUCACCAGCUCGAGGCGCAGCACGCAGCCGCGCGGGACGAGGCUCGCCAACGCGGCGCUCGACGCGAGGCUGGACGAGCGAGUGGCCGACGAGGCGGGGCUCCAGCCGCUCAGCGCGAGCGCCUUGCGCCCCAUCGCCAGCUCGGGAAGCAGCGAGGGCAGCGGGCGGGCGGGCGGAGGGAGCGACGGGAACGGGGGCGUCGCUGCACCGCCGAGCGAAUAGCUCCCCUCUACUAGUUACACUCGAGAGUUUGCUGGUUCCAGGAGCACUACUAGCCGUACAGUUGCGGGAGUCUACAAUUGCGCAGGAGAUUUAUGUAUGUAGCAUAUGCUCUGAGGUCACAGUAUGGGUUCGGCACCUGUUCACAGCAGUGUGAAGGUAUGGGAUGAGAAAAAGAAACUCCGGAGUACCAGU
This is a messenger RNA of Emiliania huxleyi CCMP1516, 2688 nucleotides long. RefSeq names its product voltage gated chloride channel (gene CLC-2). Bases 1 to 2496 code for a protein of 831 amino acids. Gene Ontology annotation, cellular component: intracellular membrane-bounded organelle; membrane. The record is from RefSeq and is a predicted model, not a curated record. Gene Ontology annotation, molecular function: voltage-gated chloride channel activity. Gene Ontology annotation, biological process: chloride transport; transmembrane transport. The transcript is spliced from 7 exons. Lineage: Eukaryota; Haptophyta; Isochrysidales; Noelaerhabdaceae.